UUAGAAUGCUAAUUACGCAUUUUCGUUUUGCUAUAUUACAUUGAGACGCCUUCCGGGUACAUAUAUCUACGCAAGCAGUCGCAAGGGACAUACCACCUUGGACAACUAACAGCGAGAUACAAAUCAGUACCCGAUACACAUUACUCCUAAUCCGGAUACGACUUUGAAAACAAAUAAACCUCUGUAUCUAUGGCAGCUGGCAACUAUUCCAUGGAGGUGCGGGAAUUACACAACGAAAUGGUGAACGUAUUAGCUGGAGACCUUGGACCCACCGUGAAGCCGCAAUGGGAUAAAUUACUAGGUCUAUUUUCAAACAGAGCUCCCCUGACAACUUUACAGAUUGCAACAAUAAACAAUAUAGGUGAUCUAGUCCGUGAGCUGAUGACAGCAGAAUAUAUCUGUUUUGAAAAUUACGAGCCAUUUGCAGCAAAACUGGAAAAAGUAAAUAAUCAAAUGGCUCGAGUUGUACGGCAAUACGGAUUGAAGAUAAUGGAAGAGAUUGAAAAAGAUGGCGUAUCGCAACGAUAAGACAGGUAACCAGAUCAACAUGGAUCGUUUGACAUGAAAGAUAUACAUUCUAUAAGGAGAGGAAUUAUUGAUCAGAUAGUAGAAAUUCGUCUUUUGGAAUCGUUGAUGGAAUUCCCCAAGAGCAACUACGGACGGACGAAAUUAAAACAUUUGUUUUAUUAUGUGUUAUAGAUCUAUCUUUAACAAAAUAGAAAUAUUCGAUACCUUUUCAUUUCAUUCUAUGAUAUGUUAAAAAGAUGGCACGUUAAAGAUGAUUUGUUGGUGUCCUAUGUACUUUGAUAUUCAUCGUUCUAUCUUAUGGUUAUAUCCGAUGACGUACAAACAUCUAUUGUGACAUGCUGGUCGACUAGUUUUAAGUGCAAAGUUCAAAUCUAUUUUAAUAUCAACUCGUGGAAGAGUUACCUCAUAUAGGUCAAUUAUCAAUUUACGAACAUCCCUAUUCGAUCUUUAAAAGUUCAAAUCUAUUUUAAUAUCAAUUCGUGGAAGAGUUACCUCAUAUAGGUCAAUUAUCAAUUUACGAACAUCCCUAUUCGAUCUUUAAAUGUUACAAUGAAGCUUCGAGGGACAAUACCAAGAGUUGAGUCACUAAGGUACUGGUUGAUAUAUGAUGUUUUAAUUCCAUCACGACAGGGAAAUACAAUAUCUCUGUCACGUGAUGUUUUUUAACUAAUCUCGGACGAUGUUACAAACAUGAAAUGUGAUAACAUUUAUUUGGAUUCAAUUACACACUGUAUAUCCACAUGUUGAAGACAGGGUUACUGUUUGAAAUUGCAUAUUUUUGAAGCGAACGUUUUCACUCAGAGAUGGAAGACUGUUAUUACACAGCAUCAUUGUUUCUUCAUUGUUAAAUGUCGAUUGUGAUAUACUACUUUUGUAUAUACUUGUAGAGAUUUUGCUAACACAUUUCAUGUUUCAAGACAGAGACAGAAUAUCAAUGUAACAACAUACAUUGCCGUACAGGCAAGAGUUGACAGACCCCAAAACAGUCAAAGAGAAAGAGGGGGGAUAUUACAGGCACUUUCGUACUCUCCACAUACAGUCUAACACAAGGCGUGCAUGUUUGUUUUGGUUUUACGGCCCAUCAACAGCUAGGGUUAUUUAGGGCCAAACAACAUACGGCCCAUCAACAGCUAGGGUUAUUUAGGGCCAAACAACAUACGGCCCAUCAACAGCUAGGGUUAUUUAGGGCCAAACAACAUACGGCCCAUCAACAGCUAGGGUCAUUUAGGGCCAAACAACAUACGGCCCAUCAACAGCUAGGGUCAUUUAGGGCCAAACAACAUACGGCCCAUCAACAGCUAGGGUUAUUUAGGGCCAAACAACAUACGGCCCAUCAACAGCUAGGGUUAUUUAGGGCCAAACAACAUACGGCCCAUCAACAGCUAGGGUCAUUUAGGGCCA
Pecten maximus is the source of this 1929-nucleotide messenger RNA. RefSeq lists its product as uncharacterized. The transcript has 3 exons. The coding region runs from base 190 to 528 and encodes 112 amino acids. The record is from RefSeq and is a predicted model, not a curated record. NCBI's taxonomy places the organism in Eukaryota, Metazoa, Mollusca, Bivalvia, Pectinida, Pectinidae.